Molecule: messenger RNA, 1897 nt
Organism: Cloeon dipterum
Lineage: Eukaryota; Metazoa; Arthropoda; Insecta; Ephemeroptera; Baetidae
Product: F-box/LRR-repeat protein 21-like
Exons: 10
Coding region: 389-1747 (452 amino acids)
Biological process (GO): positive regulation of protein ubiquitination
Molecular function (GO): protein binding
Source: RefSeq, a predicted model, not a curated record
GCGUCGAUAGAUCGGCGGCACACCGGUGGACGCUGGCGCACAUGUAGCGAGCGAGAGCGCUGCCGUGUAUAAUGUGUCAUUAUCAUCGCGAGAGCGGGGAACAGACACAACUGCGCUGAACAUCGGCGCCGCCGUUGGCCGCGGAUCCCGGCAGUCAGUCGACCGCUUGCCUCGCCCGCCGCAUCGACGUGCAAGAGAAGCACCACCCUCGCCUCCGAAGAGCAACCCUGCGAGCCAAAAGCGCAUAAAAAGUGGCCUGGUGACCAUUGCUUUCUUGUUGCCAACAGCCCCGCGGUUGCUCACUUUCGCCGGCAAGGUCACAUUUUCUUUGGUGCUGAAAACUAUUGAGAGCCCAAUGGUGACCUAACCCGGCGGGUGGUUGCAGUUCAUGGCUGCAGACUCUGCAGCAAAACGCCCAGAGACACAUUGUUCGAGCGUUUCCUCCACCACUACCUGCCUAAGCGAGUGCGUUCCGAGGCAGCCGAAACGUCGGCGGAGCUGUGACGCUCCAAAAGCCAUCUCUUCAGUGCGCGCCAAAAGUCAUCGAAUGAGAAGCUCGCCCGACUGGUCGGUGCUUCCGCCUGAAGUGUUGGCCAGCGUGUUCGUGCAGCUGCCGGUCGCCGACCUCGGGAGGGUGGCCUGCGUCUGCAAAUCGUGGAACAGAGCCUCCCAGUCCCCUCAGUUAUGGCAGAAGUUUGAGUUUGUCCUCAGCAAUGCCUCAAAAUCUUGCUUGCCAGCAACCUCGCCGGCGCUGAUCAACUUCGUCCUGAAGCGGCAUGCCAAACACCUGAAAUGCGUCAUCCUCAGGACGGACAGCUCCGUCGAGUCGGCGCAGAAGGCGUGUCACAUCCUCUCCAGGCAGUUAGUGAACUGUUCGCUGAAAACGCUGGCGUUGAUGAGCUCGGCGCGGCCCGUCUUCCUGGACGUCGACCAGGAGUCGUUCGUGUCCGCCCUGACGCUGGUGCUGGACCACUCGAGGGCCCUCAGCUCGCUGGCCAUCGACAACACGCCCGUCGACGACCCCUCACUCAAAGCGCUCGCCACGUCAAACUCACGCACCCUCCAGCUGCUUAGAAUGAAAUCGUGCCCCAGGGUUUCGCCAGGAGGAAUCGUGGCGCUGGCUGACCACUGCAGGUGUUUACGAGAGCUGUCCUUGAGCUACACUUUGCUGAGCGACAACCUCCUCAUGGCUCUCAGUUCCGAGGAGCAUGUUCGAUUAGAGUACCUGAGAAUUGAUAUUUACGGCGACAAAGACGCGCCGUUCAAAAGAGUUUCGCCACACUGUUGGAAGGCUCUCGUCGACCAUUCUCCAAGCAUGAACUUGGUGAUGUACGUGUUCGUCCUUCCGGAGGAGUCGCUCGAGUCGCUCUUCACGUCCUACCUGCCGGUGACGCAUCUGUAUUUUGGAGACUGCUUGCCAAAACGAGUUCUGGCGAGAAUAGCUAAACAUUGCCCAAGGCUGAGGGAACUGGUAGUUGGCGCCAAUGGGAGCACGACAAUCGACUCCGAGCUGCUCGGGGUCGCCUCUAAUUGUCCUCAACUCACUUCACUGGGACUUGGAGAGUGCGAGGUGACAUGUUCUGCUUUCGUGGAGUUUGUCAGCCGUUGCGGGCCAAAACUGCGGCAGCUGAGUGUGAUGGAAGAGUGUCUUCUCGAGGACGAGUUGCACGACAUUAAUAAAACUUGCAAACGCGUUUCCGAAAUUCUUGGUCGGGAUUGGUGUCCCGAAUUCAUGCCGAUUUGGUGAACAAGACUAAAAAACUGGUGUCCAUAUACCUUAAAUGUAUUCGUCUUAAAAUAAUCUACUAUUAUUUAGCCUAAAACGAAAUGAAUAAAAAAUGCUGAUUUAUAUUCAUCAUGUAAGGUUGCGUGUACAAUAAAUACACAACAUUGCGGA